Plectropomus leopardus (leopard coralgrouper) is the source of this 1435-nucleotide messenger RNA. Its product is annotated as ras-related protein rab7. NCBI's taxonomy places the organism in Eukaryota, Metazoa, Chordata, Actinopteri, Perciformes, Serranidae. Gene Ontology annotation, cellular component: phagocytic vesicle; lysosome; late endosome. Gene Ontology annotation, biological process: endosome to lysosome transport; phagosome-lysosome fusion. The record is from RefSeq and is a predicted model, not a curated record. Gene Ontology annotation, molecular function: GTPase activity; GTP binding.
GUUAGCAGCUAGCACCUUAGCUUGACAAGAAAAGCAAGCGUCAACGGUAGCUGGGCGAAACAGACCAUUGUACAAAACCCCUUCUGUUAACACGAAGGGAGAGAUACAUCGGCAGUGGCAGUGUCGAUUUUGAUAAGCAGAGUUAGCUGCGAGGCUAGCUGCUAGAGAUUAUUUAGCUGUCGACGCUGUAAACGUGUUGUUUUCCAGCGGCAGACGUUUAUAGGAGCUGUUAGCCUGUUAGCUAGCCUGCGCGUUAGCUAACGCUUCAAACCGAGGCAGAAGAAGUCCACUUCUCACAUUUAUACCGCAGGAUCAUCGCACAGCUGUGGCACAAUGACUUCAAGGAAGAAAGUACUACUCAAAGUCAUCAUCCUUGGAGACUCUGGAGUUGGGAAGACCUCGUUGAUGAACCAGUAUGUGAAUAAGAAGUUCAGUAACCAGUACAAAGCCACAAUAGGUGCUGAUUUCCUGACGAAAGAAGUCAUGGUGGAUGACAGACUUGUCACAAUGCAGAUUUGGGACACAGCAGGUCAGGAGAGGUUCCAGUCUUUAGGUGUAGCAUUCUACCGUGGAGCAGACUGCUGCGUCCUGGUGUUUGACGUGACAGCGCCCAACACUUUCAAGACUCUGGACAGCUGGAGAGAUGAGUUCUUGAUCCAGGCCAGCCCUCGGGACCCGGAGAAUUUCCCCUUUGUGGUGCUGGGCAACAAGAUCGACUUGGAGAACAGACAGGUAUCAACCAAGCGAGCGCAGGCUUGGUGUCAAAGCAAGAACAACAUCCCAUAUUUCGAAACCAGCGCCAAGGAAGCGAUCAAUGUGGAGCAGGCCUUCCAGACUAUUGCACGCAAUGCCCUAAAACAGGAGACCGAAGUGGAGCUGUACAAUGAGUUCCCUGAGCCGAUAAAGCUGGACAGGAACGAGCGAGCCAAGCCGUCAGCAGAGACCUGCAGCUGCUGAGGACUCUGAAGAUCUUCGAGGGGUCGUCGGUGCCCUCACUACCCUGUCUUGCCUUGUCUAUAUAUCCCUUUUCCCAUGGCCCACUGUGUUAAUCCCCGAUGCCCAACAUACAAGCAGCAUCUCACUCAUUGAGUAUACUACUACACACACAAACAUGCUGCACUCACCUCCUUAUGUAUACAAAACACACAUUUUCUAUAAAAAUAUGAGUCUCCUAGCCCAAAGAACACCUUAAGGAAACAUUAUGGAAUUUACUUGUACGAUGCUUAUUACUUCCCAGUGUUUCUCUAUGUACUUUUUCAUUGCGGUGGUGGUUCGGGCUAACCUCAUUAUCAGUUCCAUAUACAUCGCUGCUUUGACACCCAAUUUUGGUUCUAACUGCUUUUAUUUGUAUACUUUAAGCGGUAAAUCGAAGCAUUAUCUCUACAUGUUUGUGUUGAUAAGUAAAGUUAGUAAACUAAUGUUUUUGUUUUGUUUU